Colletotrichum higginsianum IMI 349063 is the source of this 843-nucleotide messenger RNA. RefSeq lists its product as uncharacterized. The record is from RefSeq and is a predicted model, not a curated record. The coding region runs from base 1 to 843 and encodes 280 amino acids. NCBI's taxonomy places the organism in Eukaryota, Fungi, Ascomycota, Sordariomycetes, Glomerellales, Glomerellaceae. The transcript is spliced from 3 exons.
AUGGUCUACUAUUUCGCCAGCGAAGCUCUCAAGACCAAUCACCUCCUGGACAUCCAUUGGUUGAUGUGGGUCUCGAACUGUGUUUAUUCUGGUCAUGUUAGGGGACUAGACAUGCUGGACUGCCGGGCAGAACUACUGGUCAUAAUUCUUGGCUUUCUGGUAGUCUGGUUAGUAGUACACGAUUUCGUUACGAGUCGGCUGUUCAUGUGCCCUUGUACAACAACUAUCUUUAGACAUUGGUUAAGUGUUUGUGCCCUUACAAGUCGUUUACCGAGGGGUAUCGAUGGUGGUUCCAGGGCGCAGCGUCAACUCAGAGGAACAUGGGUGGGGGGCUGGCUCGAGAAUCGAGGCCUCGAAUCCCCUCGCGGGAACGGCCUUUGUGUAGACGGUCUCGAGGCAGCAUUACAAAAAGCGGCCGAUUCCACAUCUCCUCAUGGGCUUUUCUUCACCCUCAUCACCCUCGUUAAAGCAGUCAUUCCGAGAAACUUGCUCGCCUCAUUCGUUACGAUCAAACUCUUACAGGAACACUCAUUAACUUUCUUUCCGUUCCAUAACAAGAUGCACUUCUCCAUCGCCAUCAGCACCAUCCUUUCGGCCAUGGCCGUCCAAACAGCCCUCGCCGCUAGCUGCCACGUCGAUAGGGAACAGCAGAACUGCUGCUGGGGCAAGGGCAACGAUUCCUGCCAGGCUCAGAACCCCAACAACGAAAUCUGGUGCCUCCGAGACAAGAAGAACUACUGUAGCAAUGUCAUGAAGCAAGGAACUGACACUCCGGUCUCCGCAAGCUGCGAUGCCGAUUGCUGUGACACCGUCACCGGAUGGGGGAUCGCCUGUCCCAAGUAA